Molecule: messenger RNA, 1380 nt
Organism: Postia placenta MAD-698-R-SB12
Lineage: Eukaryota; Fungi; Basidiomycota; Agaricomycetes; Polyporales; Adustoporiaceae
Exons: 3
Coding region: 1-1380 (459 amino acids)
Source: RefSeq, a predicted model, not a curated record
AUGCAUUCGACUCUCAGGACUUCAUCGACGUCUACAUCCCGGACGGCCCUGAGACUGUUAUCUACCGUUGUGAGCAGCAGCCGUGCCCCAACCGGACGCCCCGAUCGAUCGCGGAAGAUUACCCGUGCUACAAGGCGAUCAGACGGGCACAACACCCACUCGGCCCUCGAAGCACCCUUGCAUCUUGAUCUGCCUCGAGGCACUCUCGCCCUGUCUCCCCUAGCUCCCGCCUCCCUCAAACUGUCGUCGCCGGCCCAAGUGAAGUAUGAGGAAAUCUCCCUCCAGACCCUGCGCCAGAGCCUGAGCCUGAGAAGGGUGCAGGUGAAGAAGGAGUCUCGGAGUCCGAGUCCGAGGAUUCUGCUGGGUCCACCUCGCCAACAGCGUUCGCCCCCACGUCAGCAGUCCCUGACCGGAGGGCCACCACAGCCGCCUCCGCCCCCGCAGCGUCCUCCGUCCCCCCCGACGCCGGUAAUGUCUUCCCCCACAGCCGCCCCCGACAAGGAGACCCUGAAGCUCCUUCUCCCACUCCGAUACGAUGGCAAGACCGUCAUCGAAUGCGACAGGUUCUUGUCGCAACUCCAUAUCUAUUGGUUAAUCAACACGUCGUUGACAACCAUCGAACUCAAGGUACAAGUUGCGCUGAGCCUGCUCGAUGGCGAUGCACGCGCCUGGGCCACGCCUUACUUUGCCCAACUCGCGUUGGUACAGAUGGGCGUACAAGGGGUCACGACCCCCUUCAGGAACGAAGCGGCCUUCACCGCUGCCUUUAAGGCCCGCUUCGGAAAUCUCGACGACGCAGCGGCAGCACAAGUAGAGCUGGCGAAGCUCUGCGCGGACAAGUCGGUCCGCAAAAAACGCACCGCUGUGGAGUUCUCCGCGCUGUUCAAGGGUCCGGCGGACCGUUCCGGGUAUGGGGACCUGGAGCUACGCAACAAGUACCUGAGUGGCAUCCCCUCCCGCGUAUAUCGCAAGAUCGAGCUCGAGACCUUCACCACGUGGCGAGCCGCUGAAAAGCAAGCCACUGAGGUCGAGCAGAUCCUCGACAUCAGCCGGGCCCGUCGGCCCGAGUUGAACAACUUCUUCUCGGCUCGAGGACGAGGGCGCGGAGGGGCACGUGGUGGUGCACCCUCGACGCAUGCAGCUUCGGCCAGCAUCAAUGCGGCCGACAAGCCUUACACAAAACGCGCCGACGCGUGGGCUACGGUUGCUUUGGGUUCCACCCAGGCGGCGACAAGCGCCCCCGUCGCUUCAUCCUCGGCGAGUACAAGCACCGCUUCAGCGAAAUCGGAAAGUUCCGAGCUGGCGGACUUAAUAGCACAGAUGAAGUCGAUGCGUGAGGAGCUCGAACAUUAUCGGGCGAUGAAGGAGGAGUCUUUUUGA